AUGUCUCAGCGUUAUCUGACCGAUCCAAGUCUUUCCUCAGGCAAUCAUCCUACCCAUCCAUCAUCAAGCACAAGCCCAGCCAUGUUCCUCAAUGAACACGGCCCGCGGAGACCGACAGACCCGGCUGAAAUGAGACAACUCAUACUCGAUUACCUUUGUCACCAAUGUUUUGUCGAUACCGCUUCAGCAUUUGCCAGAGAAUCCGCCCCCAGCAGCAACAGACCUCGCCCAGAAACUGCCGAUGGACCUGCCCAUGCCCCAUCCAAGACGCCAUCAGCAGAUAAACCGAACCAAUCGACUCUGGCCGUGAAGGAUACUGUAGUUGAACGCACCGUAAGGUUCGAUACAGACGAUGAUGGUGACGCAGAGAUGGGUGAUUUGGUAGACACUUCCAGCUCACAUGGUCUCCUUCACUCCAAUCUCCCUGGGGUCUCUGGAAGCUCCGAGGAACAUUUGGCCAACGAGACUUCUAGCUUGCCCAGGGAUGAGAUGUCCGUCAAUGGAGAGAAUUCCUCGGCCAAUCGGUUGGCCGGCACCGAUCGCGGUGGAUAUUACCCAGAUUGGACUGCACAGGACGUACAAACAACCCGGAUACGAUUAGCCAUCAAAGAACACAUAGUCGGCGGGAGAAUCAAGGAGGCUAUCAAGCUUAUAGAAGCACAUUUUCCAGCCGUCCUAGGCCCUCCUCUUACUCCCAAGUCCUGCGGAACAUCUAUGCCUGGCAGCUCUUCCACUACCGCUCACAAUCCUUAUAGUUCUACCGCCCCCGAUCCUAGCACUUCCAGCGGUCAAACUCCUGGCACUUCGAACGGCCAAAUCCCGAACCAUGUCCUCGCCCAGCGCAAAGCUCGCAUCUCCUUCGCCAAUCGUCCGCUAAGGGGAGCGGUAUCCUCACGUAGUGGGUUGAAUUCAUCAAGUAUGAGCUCGAGCUCACCAAAUCGCUCACAAAACAACUCGCGACAGGGCUCUUCGAAGAUUGACUUGAACACGACAUCCGCUCCCAUCUCAUCAUCUGACAUGAUUCUCAGCCAAAGCCAUCUUUCUCACGGAUCGUUUGGGUCGUUGAAUCCAGCACACGUCGCCUUGAACUUACAGAUCCAAUUUUUUGUUGAAUUUGUCCGGUCGAUCUCGCAAAGCCAGCCGACCAACUCCAACGGAUUAGAGCAUGAUAGCGAGAAUCGCACUCGGGGUUCAUCAGCUGCUCCUGGUACUGAAAAUGGACACGCCAACGGGAAGAUGUCAGAACACGCAGUCCGAAAGCUCGGUGGAUCAUCACCUACUAGCCACUCCGGCGGACCAUCGAACGGGAUGGCCACCGAUCUUUCGAACUCCGUGGGCGCGUUGAGCGAUGACACUUCGACCACCUCAUCUAGCGUUUCGACUCGGACGACCUCGCUGGCAUUAUCCUUGCCGCAUUGUCGGGCUUUACAUGACUUUGUACAUCAGCUACCCGAACCGGUCGAGCGUGCUAUCUUUGCAAAGGAGUUGGAAAACGUCGCGGGUCUGUUGGCCUAUGUCGACCCGUGGGACUCGCCCGUCCGAAAGUAUCUCGAUCAAAGCCGGAGGGAUUUGUUGGCGCAUCGAGUCAAUGCAGCCAUCCUCGUCCAUCUGGGUAGAUCCCCCACUUCGAUCUUGCAACUGGUGGCCCAACAGACUUGUUUUACCUGGUCGAUGCUCACCGAACUAGAGGAGCAAAUCUCCUGUCCUACGCCAGAAGAGAAAUCCAGAACAAAGCCAAUCGAUUUUUUCAACUUCCAAGAGUUUGUUAAUCUGAACGAUUUCGGUGAUGGUCGUGGUAAUAGCAAUACUACCACUGGCUAA
This is a messenger RNA of Puccinia triticina, 1821 nucleotides long. RefSeq lists its product as uncharacterized. Bases 1 to 1821 code for a protein of 606 amino acids. Gene Ontology annotation, biological process: cytoskeleton organization; cell surface receptor signaling pathway. Gene Ontology annotation, cellular component: cytoplasm. NCBI's taxonomy places the organism in Eukaryota, Fungi, Basidiomycota, Pucciniomycetes, Pucciniales, Pucciniaceae. Gene Ontology annotation, molecular function: protein binding. The record is from RefSeq and is a predicted model, not a curated record. The transcript is spliced from 4 exons.